AUGAUGAUACACGCUUCGGCUGCUGCUGCCGCCGCACGUCGCGCUGCUAUGGCAGUGCCGCGUGCGCGGCCCACGAUGCAAGUGCGCAUGUUGUCGAGGAGCAUGCGUGUUUGCGAAGGCACGACGACACCAUCGUCGCCGAAGAUUACAGAAAUCGUCGACAGCAUUGAGAAGCUGACACUGUUGGAAGCGUCUGAGCUCGUGCAAGAGCUGAAGACGCGUUUGAACAUCACGGACAUUGCGAUGCCAGCAGCAGCUCCAGCGGCACCAGCGGCUGCAGCUCCAGCAGAAGAAGCACCAGCGGAAGAAAAGCCAAAGGAAAAGACGCUCUUUACAAUUAAAUUCUUGGGUCUCGGAUCUGACAGCGCGAAGGCCAAGGUUAUCAAGGAGGUCAAGGCCAUCAACACGAGCAUGAACUUGGUCGAGGCGAAGAAGUUCGUCGAAUCGGCGCCACAGACGCUGAAGGAAAACGUCACAAAGGAAGACGCACAGAAGAUUAAGGAGGCCGUAGAAAAGGCUGGUGGCAAGAUUGAGUUGGCAUAA
Malassezia globosa CBS 7966 is the source of this 543-nucleotide messenger RNA. RefSeq lists its product as uncharacterized. The transcript has 2 exons. Lineage: Eukaryota; Fungi; Basidiomycota; Malasseziomycetes; Malasseziales; Malasseziaceae. The coding region runs from base 1 to 543 and encodes 180 amino acids. Gene Ontology annotation, molecular function: mRNA binding; structural constituent of ribosome. Gene Ontology annotation, biological process: translation. The record is from RefSeq and is a predicted model, not a curated record. Gene Ontology annotation, cellular component: mitochondrial large ribosomal subunit; ribosome.